AUGGCGAAGAAAAAGAAAGGUAGUGCUUCUCCAGCAUCUAAGAGGGCUGGGUCUUCAGAUACUCAAGGUAAAUCGCACCAAUCUCCUGCGGCUUCCCCUGUUUCAAAAUCAGAUCCACCUCCUUCCUCUCCCUUGGUUGAAUCAGGGGUCCCGGAACCCACAUCUCUCCCAGUUCAGCGAGAUUCGUCAUUACUCAGCCAACCUGUCACAAACUCAGAGGCACCGCCACCUGCUGCUCCAAUCUCGGCUCUAGCGGACAAGGCUGUCCACACCCAAGGUUUUUCGGCCGAGGACUUCCCUCCUCUACCUCGGGCUCCCUCUCGGGCCACGGGAUCUACUACUCCAUCGCCAGUUCCAGCUUCUCAGGCACCACCUCAGACUUAUCCCUGGGCACAACGACUGAAAGCUUCCUCUCGGAACCUCAGCAGACUCGCAACCCCACAGAUCUCGGAGAAAGGCACUCCAAGGAUUCGAGUCCCUAGCUCUGUUCUGCUAGAAGCCUCACGCAACUGGACCGGUUACCUCGUCGGAAAUUUUUUAGGAAUAGCGCCUUCAGGAUCGAAACUAUUGCAAAUAUUAAACCCAAUCUGGGGAAGACGUUCAAAAAUUCAUGUCCGUAGGAUUAACAACUCCUCGUGCCUGUUCCACAUCCCCGGCCUAGCCACAAAAGAAUGGGUCUUGGAGGUGGGUCUUUGGAGGGCGAUGGAUGUAAUGUUCUCAGUCGUGGAAUGGUCAGCGAUAGCCACAUUCCGGACCAUUACCCUGACGUCCGCUCCGAUAUGGGUGAACCUAACGAAUAUUCCAGCAGAACUAUAUUCAUUGAAAGGAAUCAGUUACAUAGCUUCGGGCAUCGGCGAGCCUCUCCACACGGACAAGAUGCGAUUAGAUCCGUUGAGUGUUGGUGAGGCAAAGGUCAAAGUGGAAGUUCAGUUGGAUGCUACUCUGCCUCAAGCUAUAGAAAUUGAGGAUGAACAAGGCUCUGUAAUCACGGUUAAUGCCGCUUAUCCUUGGAUCCUCCCAAAAUGCAUCAACUGCGGGGAAUUUGGUCACAAGCUCCAAAGCUGCCCGGUUCGUCAAUCCCAGCCCCUGCAACGUGUGGUCGAAACAGGGACUUCCAUUGAGACUCCAAAGACGGUAGACAGUCAGCUCACAAUCAAAGAUGUGGCAUCUGCUUCUACAUCGACUCUACCCACGUCUGUAUCUUUGGCCCCCAACACGACUAACGCAUGCGAUCCUCAAAUAGCGGACAUGAAUGCUAAGGAUUCAACAACCUGA
Messenger RNA from Tarenaya hassleriana, 1275 nucleotides. RefSeq lists its product as uncharacterized. Gene Ontology annotation, molecular function: zinc ion binding; nucleic acid binding. The record is from RefSeq and is a predicted model, not a curated record. The transcript has a single exon. Lineage: Eukaryota; Viridiplantae; Streptophyta; Magnoliopsida; Brassicales; Cleomaceae. The coding region runs from base 1 to 1275 and encodes 424 amino acids.